ACGUAAUUUCUAUAAGUGAAACAAUGUCGGAUAAUAGUGAUACCGGGGGCAAUGACCCCGAGCCCACGCCGGGCACGAGUGGCUUGCAGGACUUCAGCAAACUCGAAGUAAAAUCCGACGACGAAGGCGAUGGUUCUACUUCAGAUUCGGAAAUAAAUGCGUACAGUUUGAGAUUUAAUCCUAUGAAGGCUCUGUAUUCGGACAGAAUGAUGCUGCCAGUGCCCGACGCGCCUGUGUAUGAGAAUUUGCAGCAAUUUGAGGCUGCAUUGUUGAAAAAUCAGGAGAUAUUGGCUGUGGGUAUGGGGCAGCAAGUUCAGGAGCGAGAGAAGAAGAAAUUGGAGCGUAAACAGGCAUACGAGCAAGCGCUUGAAGAGAAAAACAGGCAGCGGUUUGCGAAGUACGAAGUGACCGUCCGGCCUGAGAGGAAACAAGGGAAGAAUGUGCUGACCCGAGAGCAGACUAUCACUGGCCCUCUGUCUGCACUUCGAAACGCCAUGCAAAAGAACCACCGGGUCAAGGUGAUAACUAGAGGUCCGACGGGUCUCCGCGGCGUCUUACACGGAGACCUCACGGCUUUCGACAAACACUGGAACCUGGUACUGACCAACGUACUUGAGAUCUACUGCAGGAAACCUAUCAGGAAACUGAAGUACCCACCCGCAGGAGGUCGUCCCGUGCCACAAGGCACAGCAAACAUGAUCUCCCCCCUCCCAGAGGUGGUGGUAUCCUCCCUAGGCAACAGGAUCUUCGAGUGCUCCCGCCACAUUCCCCAGUUGCUCGUGAGGGGGGAGCAUAUCGUCCUCAUCAAUGUCGUGGACCAGUAUCGGACUAAAUAACAUGCGUGUGUGAUAUUUUUUUCGCCAUGGUCAUACACUGAGUCGCCAGGCCUUUCUGACAGCAAACAUCAAAUUCCACCAAUGAAAUAUGUCGAUUUAAUAUGAUUGGUGGGUAAUGAAGACCAGCCCCUCUAGCACAACUUGCCUUGUCGCGCGCUAGUCCAUACUUGAAUACGCGCUUGAUAUAUGGACUCGCGCGCGACAAGGCAAGUUGUGCUAAAGGGUCUGGCGCCACAGUAUCACCGCAUGGCGAAAAAACCGAUUCAGAAUAAGUAUCCUCAUUGAAAUCAAUUGCGUUUACCACCCUCGUUGUAAAUGUGUCAUUUUAUUUUUUCUUUUUACAAACAGUAUGACUGGUUAGUAUAGGUUUGUAAUCAUUAUUCGAAGCUAUUUUAUCACAUAAGUGCCUCAAAAAUGCCGUUGACGAGUCUUUGGCGUUACAAUCAGCGAUUACUUCGUUGGUUACAAUACUGUAGUCUGUAACAUCCAUCAUAAAAAAUCAUGGCUUUUUUUAUCAAACAAUUCAAUAUCUAAAUAUCAAGAAGCUUAAACAGAUGAUGGAGAUGAUAAAUGUGCACCCAAAAAGUUUGGACAUCUGGUUCUGUCUGCAGUGUCUGCACAAAUAUUAUCGACUUGUAUGUUUAGUGCAUAGUUAUCAUUGCAUUUUCUCAGGUUCUUCAAAGUUGAUUCCAAUAACUUAUUUUAAAUAUUUACACUUAAUUAUAAUUGCCAGAUAUCUUUCAUGUUUAUAACUUUAACAGCAUAAUAGGGUGAAUUGCCAAUAAUUGCCCAUGAAAUAAAAUAAAAAUGUAAAUAAAUAAGGUUUAAAUGCAUUAAAUAUUUGUAAGUUCGAAUAAGAAUACUUUUACAAGGCUGGUUGAAUGUUUCGUAAAAUUUAAGAAAAAAAACUUAUAGUUUUGAUAUGCUUUUAUUUAGUAGUAGACUUUUUAAGACUGUACUCAACGGUACGUAUAUAGGUACCAAUGUCGUCACUAAAUACUUUGAAAAUAUCUCAUAUCUCAAACUGAUCCUCAAAGUUAAAACGCAGUAAGUCUAUAUGCAUUCCAUACAUACUUACUACAUAAUUAUUUUUUUCAUUCACACAAGAAGAUACAAGUUUUUUUUUCAAAGUAGUGACGAUAGGUAUGUUAGAGUAGUACUAUGAUUAGUUAUUAGGUACCAAUUAGUAGAUUAGGCAACUAUUACUUUUUAUACUUUAAAAUUAAAAACUAAGAAUAAAACUUAAGAUGGUUAAUAUGUUAAGUGCUAAAAGUUGAUACUUAAUAAGUAUUAUAAAUGUUUCAUUUGUUAUAUUUUGUAUAUAUUCUGGUGGUAUAUAAAAAAUAUUGCCGCUGCCUAAACAUGUUAGUUAUAUUAUAUAUACUUAGAAGUGUUAAAACUAAUUUGUACGUUAAAAUUUAACAUAGUUAAAAGUUGUUUGUAUGUUUUCUGUUUAGGAUUUUUUUAAAUACUUAUUUAGAAGUAUAUCCGAGUAUGUGCGAUGUUAAAUACUAUUUGAAUAAGUUAUGAAAUGUUGUAUAAUAGUUAUUACAUAUUAUUAGUUUUGUACAUGGGAUCUGCUUACCUACUAGUAGUUAUAAAAUGGAGCAUACUUGUUUUGAUACUCCUUAAAAUAAAGAAUUUUGUAAAACAUAAAAAUAUCUCACAUGUGAAAUAUUCUUGAUACAGGUAAAAGCUUACAUUUGUUAUUUAGACAAGUAUAACUAAAAUGC
Molecule: messenger RNA, 2569 nt
Organism: Leguminivora glycinivorella
Lineage: Eukaryota; Metazoa; Arthropoda; Insecta; Lepidoptera; Tortricidae
Gene: Lsm11
Product: U7 snRNA-associated Sm-like protein LSm11
Exons: 4
Coding region: 24-836 (270 amino acids)
Biological process (GO): mRNA 3'-end processing by stem-loop binding and cleavage
Cellular component (GO): U7 snRNP
Molecular function (GO): U7 snRNA binding
Source: RefSeq, a predicted model, not a curated record